Molecule: messenger RNA, 648 nt
Organism: Panicum virgatum (switchgrass)
Lineage: Eukaryota; Viridiplantae; Streptophyta; Magnoliopsida; Poales; Poaceae
Product: F-box/LRR-repeat protein At3g26922-like
Exons: 3
Coding region: 1-648 (215 amino acids)
Molecular function (GO): protein binding
Source: RefSeq, a predicted model, not a curated record
AUGGCCAGGCUCGUCAGGUGUCCAGAGCAGCUUGAUUGGUUUGCGUAUGCAAGAAUACAGGGCGCAUUCCCCGGCGGCCACUUCCCCGGCGACCGCCCAGCCGCCCCCUCCCUCCCCUCCGCCGCGGCCUCGACCCCGGGCGGUGACGGCGUGGACCGCAUCAGCGCCCUCCCGGACGUCCUCCUCCGCGACGUCGUCUCCCGCCUCCCCGUCCGCGACGGAGCGCGGACCGCCGCGCUCGCCUCCCGCUGGCGCGGCCUCUGGCGCACCGCCCCGCUCGUCCUCGGCGACAACGACCUCCUCCUGGCAUCCGACGGCGCGCGCGCGCGCCCCGACGCUGCAGUCGGCCGGAUCCUCGCUGACCACCCGAGCCCCUUCCGCAGCGUCCACAUCGCCCACUGCUCUCUUACGUCCGGUGAGCGUGAGCUAGGCGAUUGGGCGCGCCUCCUCGCUGCCAAGGGCGUCCAGGACCUCGUCUUCCUCGACAAUCCACCCUUGCCGCGCCGCGCCGCCGCCAUCACCCGAUGCGCCUCGCUCCGCCGGCUCCCGGCCGACAUCCUCCGUUGCGCCUCGCUCCACCGGCUCUUUCUUGGAACCUGCGCGUUCCCGGAUACCGCCGUUCAGCAUGCUGAGCGGCAACAUGAGUGA